CUCGUCAAGAUGGCCUCAUGCGGACAUCAGGGGCGUCCUGACAUGUACGGCUUGGGCAUUCGACUGGGGAUUUACAUCCAGUGGCUCGGCGAGAUAUUGGUCGAAUUCUUUGACGACGCAGAUGUCUCUGAUAUCCGGCUCCUGGGCCUUCUUCUGUCCGGAGGCAUCAUUCUCGGAUUACUCGUCGCAAUUGCCAGCCAGGACGUCCAACCCGCCGGCGUUUACAUCGUGCUUCAGCUCGCUGCCGGAUGCUACAUCUUUCUGAUACCGAUAUAUAUCUGGAACACGCUCUCUUGCUGUGACCCCAAGUGGGAUCCGCUGAAGUGGACGGGGGAAAUCAAGAUGCCGGUAUAUGGUAUCUCGAAUGUGAUCCUUCUCACAGUCAUCUCGGCCAUUGGGAUAUGGUUCUUUGUGACCUAUAUACCGACCCAAGGGCGCCAGUGCGAGCAGUUCGGCUUCUUCUUCGCCAAAAUCAAGCUUGACAAUGCUGCCUUUGUAGUGGAUCUGCUGCGGACCAUGCGCGGCAUAUCGAACCUGGUCGUCUACGGGCUUCACAUCGCAGCCAUUGAGCUGACGCUGCAAUGGAACCAGUUCGACAAUACCAACGGGGUAAACACCAGCUCGCAGACGAUUCCGCUUCUUGUCAGUCUCGGCAUCUUGUUGCGC
Molecule: messenger RNA, 666 nt
Organism: Trichoderma atroviride IMI 206040
Lineage: Eukaryota; Fungi; Ascomycota; Sordariomycetes; Hypocreales; Hypocreaceae
Source: RefSeq, a predicted model, not a curated record